This is a messenger RNA of Penicillium maclennaniae, 1647 nucleotides long. RefSeq names its product nucleobase cation symporter-1 family protein. The transcript is spliced from 3 exons. Lineage: Eukaryota; Fungi; Ascomycota; Eurotiomycetes; Eurotiales; Aspergillaceae. Gene Ontology annotation, molecular function: nucleobase transmembrane transporter activity. The record is from RefSeq and is a predicted model, not a curated record. Gene Ontology annotation, biological process: nucleobase transport; transmembrane transport. Bases 1 to 1647 code for a protein of 548 amino acids. Gene Ontology annotation, cellular component: plasma membrane.
AUGCGCCUCGCCUGGCCGCGACUCCGCGUUUCACAGGCCCAAUCGGCCUUUGCAGAAGGCAAUGCGCGAUGGACCAACCGUGACUUAGAUCCGAUCCCGCAGUUGGCACGGAAAUGGGGCGUCUGGAGCUUAGUAGCGACAUGGCAGUUUGCCAGCAGUAUCAUCGCCGUUGGUCUCACCUACAAGGAGGCCAUUGCCAUCGUGGCCAUCGGGUUCUUCAUCAUGUCCUUCGUGAUCGCCGGUAAUGGGGCUGUCGGGGCCAUCUAUCACGUCCCUUUCCCUGUGAUCGCUCGUGCCAGUUGGGGUUUCUGGGGUUCAUACAUUGCGAUUAUCUCUCGUGUCAUUCUGGCUAUCUUCUGGUUUGCGAUUCAGAAUGUGAACGGUGGCAAUGCCGUGCGGGUCAUGCUCGGCGCCAUCUGGCCGAGCUACUUGACCUUGCCAAAUGGAAUUCCCCAGUCCCAGGGCAUCACGACCAAUGGGAUGGUCGCCUUUCUCAUCUUCUGGCUUGUUCAAUUCCCCUUUCUCUGCAUUCAUCCGAAUAAGCUGCGCUGGUUGUUCGCCGUCAAGUCGGUUCUCGUGCCUAUCGCCUGGAUUGCCAUGUUGAUCUGGGCUUUUGUAUCCGAGAAGGACGGUGGAGGUGUCUUUGCCCAACAAACUGCGACUGUCUCGGGAUCUCAAUACAGUUGGCUCUUUUUGGCAAGCAUGACUUCGGUCCUGGGCAACUAUGCGACUCUCAGUGUCAACCAGUCGGAUUUCUCUCGUUACUCUCGCGUCAACCCUCGCUGGCAGCUCCUCUACAUCCCGAUGCUGCCAAUUAUCUUUACGUUGAUCGCUUUCAUCGGUAUUGCGGCUUCAUCUGCUGGCCAGACUAAAUACAAACUCGCCGCCAUUCCCUGGGACCCAACUGUCCUGAUCAGCUACUGGCCCAACCGCGCCUGUCGCUUCUUCGGCGCUGCCUCCUUUGCACUAGCAUCCCUGGGAGUGAAUAUCUCCGCCAAUUCCCUGUCUGCCGCAAAUGACUUCACCGCACUCGCUCCUGAAUACAUCAACAUCCGUCGCGGCCAGAUCCUCUGUGCGUUGCUGUCUUGGGCCCUCGUGCCAUGGAAGAUUCUUGAAUCGGCCGGGAAUUUUUUGCAUUUCAUGUCAGCGUAUGCCAUCUUCCUCGGCCCCAUCGCUGCAAUUAUGCUGUUUGAUUUCUGGGUCGUCAAUAAGCGCAAGUAUGAUGUUCUUGCGCUAUACCAGCCCCGGAACCCCAUCUAUCGUUACAGCUGUGCCAUCCCCGGACUUUCAGGCAAAGUCGUCUCCGGCUUCAACUGGCGUGCCCUGGUGGCUUUCAUUGUGGGUGUCACGCCCAAUUUGCCAGGUCUGAUUAAUGCCGUGACCCCGAGCAUCGAUGUCGGCGUAGGUGUUCAUCCCUAUCAGUUCGGUUGGUUGCUGGGCUUUUUGGCUACGACUUGUGUCUACUUGGCAUUGUCACAUUGGUUCCCUGAGCGUGAUGCGCAGAUUGAGCGUGCCGUUCUUCCUGAUGAGAUCUAUGAGGAGAGAGUCGCUGUGGUGGAAGGUGUGGAGACGGAUAGUUGCGAUCGAGUGCAGGUUACGAGGGAUGAGAAAUCACUCGCAGGAAUGGCUGCGGAGAAGAAAUUAUAG